Messenger RNA from Ctenopharyngodon idella (grass carp), 5124 nucleotides. It is a transcript of the gene gnrhr1, whose product is annotated as gonadotropin releasing hormone receptor 1. Gene Ontology annotation, cellular component: membrane. The record is from RefSeq and is a predicted model, not a curated record. Gene Ontology annotation, biological process: G protein-coupled receptor signaling pathway. The coding region runs from base 473 to 1618 and encodes 381 amino acids. NCBI's taxonomy places the organism in Eukaryota, Metazoa, Chordata, Actinopteri, Cypriniformes, Xenocyprididae. The transcript has 4 exons. Gene Ontology annotation, molecular function: gonadotropin-releasing hormone receptor activity; peptide binding.
UGAAGGUGAAGCAGCGCUGGCUGCUGCUGUACAGACAGUAAAGCUCUUGUCUUCCUCCACUGGAGACUCUUCAGAACCUGGACAGCUCCGCGAGUCCGUUUAACAGUCGGCUUUUUGGUAAAAAGUGCGAAUAAAACAACAUGUAGCUUCUUAAAAAGUGCUGUACUAUCCGAAAGCGUCCAGCAACCAAACUUUUGCACCGGGAGAUGAUCGUUAUCACCCUGAUGAGUGAAUUACCAUUGACUGCGGCAAACUGUUCCCUACAGGAGUCCAUGGUGCCGUCAAGCUCAUGCGGGGGUUGGAGGACAACGAGACUUCUCGUGGAUUUAACCGCGUAAUAACAACACGACAUGUUAACGGACUGCUGAAUGAACUGCGCUUAUUUUCUCUAGAACAGCAUAUGUCCAAUAUAUAAAUAACUGAGUGAAAUAUUCAUGGAUUAAUCUACAAAUCACAUAUUGCAGCAAACAGGAUGUCAGUAAACGUGUCUUUCCUGUCAGUGAGUCCCACGAGCAUUUGGGAAAACUCCUCUCAGCUGAACGCCUCCUUUCCUCACUUUGCUUCUGACUGGGAGACACCGACAUUCACCGUUGCUGCUCGCUUCCGUGUGGUGGCCACCCUGGUGCUCUUCAUCUUCGCAGCUAUCAGCAACCUCUCAGUGCUGAUCAGCGUGACCAGGGGACGAGGACGCCGCCUGGCCUCCCACCUGCGGCCGCUCAUUGCCAGCCUGGCCUCCGCUGACCUGGUCAUGACUUUUGUGGUGAUGCCACUCGACGCCAUAUGGAAUAUCACAGUGCAGUGGUAUGCCGGCAAUGCUAUGUGCAAGCUCCUCUGCUUCCUCAAGCUCUUCGCCAUGCAUUCGUCAGCAUUUAUCCUGGUGGUGGUGAGUCUGGACAGGCACCAUGCAAUCCUGCACCCAUUAGAAGCUCUUGACGCCGGUCGCAGGAACAGGAGGAUGCUGCUGGCUGCCUGGAUUCUCAGCAUCCUGCUCGCCUCUCCACAGUUAUUUAUUUUCAGGGCAAUUAAGGCUGAAGGAGUUGACUUUGUGCAGUGUGUAACACAUGGAAGCUUCCAGCAGCGCUGGCAGGAAACAGCCUACAACAUGUUCCACUUUGUCACCCUCUAUGUGUUCCCUCUACUGGUAAUGAGCUUCUGCUAUACCCGAAUCCUCGUGGAAAUCAACCGCCAGAUGCCUCGUGGUAAAGGGAAGGGUGGGGAACCUUGUCUGAGACGCAGCGGAACCGACAUAAUCCCGCAGGCACGCAUGAAGACCCUGAAGAUGACCAUCAUCAUUGUGGCAUCAUUUGUGGUAUGCUGGACGCCGUAUUACCUGCUCGGCAUCUGGUACUGGUUCCAGCCUCGAAUGCUGCAUUUGAUGCCGGAAUACGUUCACCAUGCCCUCUUCGUCUUCGGCAACCUCAACACGUGCUGCGAUCCGGUGAUCUAUGGUUUCUUCACACCCUCAUUCCGAGCGGACAUAGCCAGCUGCUUCUGCAGAAGGAACCAAAACUCUUCUCCUAAAUCAUUGGACCGACUCGCCGCAAGGAGAGGGGGCGCAAGCGGAGAAGCCGAGUCGGACCUCGGAAGCGGUGACCAGCCCAGUGGACAACAAGCAUAGAGGGUCAAGAGAGCUACAGUUACAAUUUGAGGUGUGGAUUUUGCCCUCUGAACAAAAAAUAUGGAGCUUUCACUUUGUGUCCAGACAUCUAUAUAUUGUCGCUGUCGAGCGGAAUCCUUGUCUCUCCAUAUUUUUUAUUUUUUUUAUAAAUUAUUAAUAAUGGUCGCCCUUUACGCCUGUCUGUGGGUUUUGCAAACAUUUAACCAAUGAAAAGUAUUAAACAGAGCUUGUGACUGAACCUCGUAACUCCAUUGGAUCCUCAAACUGUCAGUCAAACCUCAAAACUCCACCCACCUCUAUCGUAUCGUGAAUGAAGUGCCGCACACAUUUUGGAACAUCUCUGCUUGUUUGCAAUGCAAGGGUAAAUAAAGAACUGUUUGUUUGAAUAAGUACAGUGAUUUCUUUACACAAAAAACACAAUAUAUACAUAUAUAUAUAUAUAUAUAUAAAGGCUGAUGUUUUAUGUAUUUGAGGAGCAGAGAAGAGUGUCUUAGGGCCCUAUUUUAACCAUCUAAGCACAUGGUCUGCGCAUGGCGCAGUUGCACUUAGGGCGUGUACGAAUCCACUUUUGCUAGUUUAACGACGGAAAAAAUGUUCGGCACGCCAGGUCCAUGGUCCAAAAGGAUUGUACCUAGUCUCUUAAUGAGUCAUGGGUGUGUUUUGGCCGUAACGUGCAAUAAACCAAUCUCAUCUCCCAUUCCCUUUAAAAGCCAGUUGUGCUUGCACUAUGGCGGAUUCGCUAUUUACAUGGCGGAAUUUGCAAGCGGAAAGACUGAACGCUUCUCCAGAGAGGAAUCCUUUUAUUUUUAGUAUUUGGCAUGUUUGUGUGCUGCUUCGCGUCCCUGUGUGUGUAACAAGCAGAGUGUACGGUGUUGUGCACCUGCCUAUAGGCACAUAUUACUAACGCACCCUUUAAAUAACAAAAAAAUACUGCUCUAUUGACUUUAGACCAGGUUUUUGUUGGUCAAUGGCGCAGUCGUUUUCAGUUGCCUUAAAAUAACAACACGCCAACAAUGCGCCUGAACACACCUCGUUUUUAGACCAGCACACCCAUGGGCGAACAGAUGGGCGUGAGUGCAUUUAAACAACGUGGCGCAGGACGUGAAAAUGAUAGCUGCAUCGGGCUGAAACUAGCAUAAAACACUUGCGUCGAGCCUGGCGUUGCAUUGCGCCGGGUUUAUGAUAGGGCCCUCUAUAUAUAUAUAUAUAUAUAUAUAUAUAAAGGCUAAUGUUUUAUGUAUAUGAGGAGCGGAGAAGAGUGUCUUUAGCAUUUGUUGUCGAGUCACAGCCAAUACUGUCUUAAAUAGCCUGUGUGUAGCACUUCAUCUUUUAUAACAUGAGAUUUUGGCCAAAUGACAGAAAAAAACUGAGCGCCCACAUAGUUACAAUAGACAUUAUAACCUGUAGGUUGACGAAAAUGUAAUAUGAUGCACUUACUGCCUCAGAUGCGGCCGUUCUAAUGAUGGACAACAAAAUUUACUGUAGCUCCAUUUGAGCUUGAUUUUGGUAAAAUGUUAAUAAAAAUGACACACGCAAGUGUCUGACCAUAUAAAGCCACAAUAUCAAUUUAAACACUGCGUUGUCAGUGUUUUUUCCAUUUCCUGAAAAGUAGCAGUUUUGUACAUACAAGGUUUCCGCCCGACAGUGAAGAUAUGCUGCUGAUGGUGUCAUGUAUUUAUGGUUUGUGCAACUAUGAUGCAUUUGCUGGAAUUGGACUUGAAUGCACUUAAUAUUGAACAUGGAACAGCAACAGUAUCACAUUGUGUUUUCAAGCUUAGAUCUUCUAGAAAGAUGUAACAACAGGUAAAUUUGAAUGUAAUAGACCAAAUAGCAGCACAAUAUCUCAGGCAAUACCUUGAAUGUGAGAUAUUUGCCUGUCUGGAACAGGGUAAUAAAUAUACAGUGCCUCAUUAAUGGACCACAAGCAUAACAGCUUACGUGUUUGGAAUCAGUUGAUGAUGAUCUCGAAUUAAUUAUAGCUUCUCUAUAGUUCAGAGCGACAACCCAGUUAAAAGCUUCUCUGACACAUUGCUCAUCUAACGUUUCUUCUCCGCUUCCUGUUUAGGAAUGUGACUUAAUGUUUUAAAAUGGCCUUAGCACAUGAAUCAUUCAUUCAAAUGUUCAGGCUUACACACUGUGUUUAUCUGUGGAAUCAUCAGAGACGUGUUUCACUGAAUUCACUCAUUCUUGUGCAGUGUAUUGUGGUGAUGAUAAUGCAUGGCUCUCCAGAAAACUAUCUUUGUUGUGUGUGCUUGUGAUUAAAAAUUAAUGUGGAUAGACCAUCCAGCCUUAAAGGGAUAGUUCACACAAAAAAUAAUAAUUCUUUUAAUAUUUACUCAACCCAUGUUGUUGAAAACCUGUUUUUCUGAGGAACAUGAAAUGAGAAUCUUUACACUAAUUGUUUCCAUACAAGUACAAUUUAUGGUGACCUGUCGAGCUCAAAAAGCUUCGUGUUUCAUAAUUUCAUAUUAUUCACACCAUAUUCCAAGUCUUAUGAAGCCCUACAAAAGCUUUGAAGCCCUGAAAUUUAAGUCAUUAUUCAUUCUCAAAUCAAAUAAUUCACAAAACAUAUAUUGUUGGACAAUCAGUAUCAUCAAAAGUCGCAGGCAAUAGCAAAUAGGCAAAAUAUUUGAGAGCUGGAUUGCAUAAAUGUUUUGAUUUAAAGAGGACCUGUUAUGCUCUUUUACAAAGUCUUGAUUUUGUUCUUGGGCUCUACUAGAUUAGGUUUUCAAAAAACACCUUAUUUUUCACAUAUUCGACAUUGUUACAGCUCCUCUCUUCCCAGUCUGUCAGUAACGCUGUUCAGUUCCUGUCUCUAUAAAGCCCCUCCUUCUGAAAAGCACAAUAUGCUCUGAUUGGUCGGCUGGACCGGUGUUCUAUGAUUGGUCAAGUGCUUCAAGCGUGUUCCGGAAAUGUCACGCCUCUUUACCAUAACCACAAGUUAACCACACUACUAACUAACUCAACCAGGCCCCGCUCCUUUAUUUUGCGUUUGCAUUUGGCGGGAAUUAUUUAAAUGAGGAAUAUUGUGACGUGUUUGUUCCCAGAAGAAAACUCAAGAGGCGUAAUGGAGGCGUUUCAGGGAGUUCAGAAACACUGACACUGAUAUAGAGAAUAACUCCCGCUGGAGGGACUUUGCAGACCUUUUUUCAUGCUCAAACAGCAACAUUACACACUAAAGAAAGCUGAAAAUGUAUGAAAGCAUAAUGGGACCCCUUUAAGAGAGAAUAAUGGCUUAAAUUUUGGUUGGAGCUUGACAGCCUAUGGUCACUAUGAACUGUUGUUGUUUGUAAAACAGCCGCGUAAAGAAUCAAAAUUUUGUGUUCAUCAGCAAAAAUAACAGCAUAUGGUUUGGAAUGACAUGAAUGAGAAAAUAAUGAUUGAAUCUUUUUGGGUGAACGCUUCCAUUGAUUUAAGGAUCUGAAUGAAUGUGAUUGCUGUUACAAUGUGCUUCACAGUUGGUCAACAGUGUGUAUAAAGUAUAUAUAUAAAGAAAAACAAAAGCA